UUCGUUUAGUACAGUUGCUAGUCGAGCUCUCCGAGAAAUUGCCGCGCGGAUUCACACACUACGUUUGUGAUGAUUUAAUACUAGUAAAGUUUUUUUUUGUUUCGGACAGUUCAGUAUUAGUGAAACCAUGUUUUGGCUAGUAAUAAGUUCGGUUUUUGCAAUUGUGAGUUCCAGGAGUUUAACAAGUUUCGAAUCUGCUCCCAAAGGAUGUGAGUGGCAGAUGCAGCCGGUGGAUUUCAGCGAAGGCGGUGAAGAACCGACUUUGUAUUGCCAGAUUCGCACGAUUAACAACGCUGAGGCUCUAAUUAGAAAUAUGUCCCACACUGAAGCUGACAGUAUUACAGUGCUGACCUUAGAAUGUAGCGACGUAUUAUUUUUUGAAAGUUCUCUCGAGACCAUGAAACACGGAAACUUUCUGUCACACCUUAGACACCUCAAGGAUUUCCGCAUCGAAAACUGUAAGAUACGCAACAUUCCUGCCGCAGCUUUAUCACAAGUUCGACAUCUUCGACACCUCUCGCUACGGUCACGCAACUCCGAAUGGUCCGCGAUGACUUUGGAACUUCACGCUGAAAGUUUUCGGGGACUGGGCGAACUUCGAAGUCUCGAUCUCGCCGACAACAACAUUUGGAAAGCGCCCGAAGAGUUGUUCUGUCCCUUGAACAGUUUGACGCAUUUGAAUCUAACGCGUAAUAAACUUCAGAAUGUUUCGGCUCUCGGGUUCUCCGACUGGGGUAAUGGACCCCUGGCCCCGGGCCACGCUUGUGUGAACGGGUUAGAAGUGCUCGAUUUAUCGAACAAUGACAUUAUUUCGCUCUCUGAUAACGGUUUCUCCGCGUUGAGGUCUCUGGAAAAGCUAUUUUUGCAAGAAAAUUUCAUUUCCACACUGGGUGACCGAGCUUUCGUGGGACUAACAACUCUCAACACUCUGAAUUUAUCUAGUAACUACUUGAUCGCCCUACCUCCGGAUUUGUUCCAAUCUUCCAGGGAACUACGCCAUCUGUAUCUGAACAACAACUCCUUGAGUGUUCUGGCUCCAGGCAUACUGGAAGGCUUGGACCAACUACAAGUUCUGGAUCUGUCUCACAACGAGCUCACAAUAAACUGGAUCAACAGAAAUACGUUUUCUGGACUCGUCAGACUCGUAAUCCUGAACUUAGCCAACAACCAGCUCAGCAAAAUUGACUCUAAUGUAUUCCACGACCUGUACACCCUGCAAAUUCUCAACCUGGAGCACAAUCACAUCAGUACCAUUUCAGAAGGUGCCUUCGUCGAAUUGAAAAAUCUCCAUGCUCUGACUCUUUCGUACAACAAAAUCACCCGAAUAGAAUCUCAUCACUUUUCGGGUAUGUACGCUCUGAAUCAGCUUUUGUUAGACUCUAACGAGAUAGAAUAUAUAAGUCCGAAGGCAUUCGAAAACGUGACGAAUUUGCAAGACAUUGGCCUGAACGGAAAUAUGCUGGGUAUUGUCCCGCCCGGUAUCGGACAAUUGAGGUUCCUGAAAACCCUCGAUUUAGGCAAGAACCACAUCGAAUCCGUUACUAAUUCGUCCUUCGAAGGGCUCGAUUUACUGUACGGCCUGCGAUUAGUAGACAACCACAUCGUAAAUAUUUCAAGAGACGCUUUUUCGACACUUCCGUCUUUACAAGUCUUGAACUUGGCCUCAAAUCGAAUAAAAUAUGUGGAACAGAGUGCUUUUUCGAGUAAUCCCACUCUCAAAGCAAUUCGCUUAGAUGCCAAUGAGCUAACUGACAUAAGCGGCGUAUUUACAAACUUGAAAUCGCUGGUGUGGCUGAACGUUUCUUCGAAUAAAUUACUAUGGUUCGAUUUCAGUCACUUGCCCGUGAGUUUGGAAUGGCUCGACAUGCACGAUAACCAAGUUCCCGAACUGGCUAAUUUCUACGAAGUGAGAAAUACGCUGAAAAUUAAAAUGCUUGACGUGAGUUUCAAUCUCAUCACGGAAAUUAAGCAGAAUUCCGUUCCUGAUAGCGUAGAAACUUUAUUCUUGAACAAUAAUCAAAUCACGACAGUGCAACCCAACACAUUUCACAACAAACCGAAUUUGGAGAAAGUCGUCUUGUAUGGAAACGAUAUAAAUUAUUUGGAUUUGAGCGCUCUGAGCUUGAGCCGCGUGAGUGACGACAAAGACUUGCCGCAAUUUUAUAUUGGUGACAACCCCUUCUUUUGUGACUGCAAGAUGGAGUGGCUUCUCAGAAUCAAUCACCUGAGUAAUUUGAGACAGUAUCCGCAAGUACUGGACCUGGACGCCGUUACCUGCGAGCUGGCGCACUCCAGGGGCGCGCCGCCGCAACCUCUUCUCAAAUUAAAAUCAUCGAAUUUUUUGUGUCCAUACCAGACACAUUGCUUUGCCCUUUGCCACUGCUGCGAUUUUGACGCCUGCGACUGCGAAAUGACUUGCCCCGACCGAUGCACGUGUUAUCACGAUCACACGUGGUCAUCCAACGUGGUGGACUGCAGUAAUUCGGGGUACACGACCGUGCCGGAGAAAAUUCCGAUGGAUGCCACUGAAAUCUACCUGGACGGUAAUGACUUGGGCGAUCUCGGCAGUCACGUUUUCAUCGGCAAGAAAAAACUCGAAAUUCUGUUCUUAAACAACAGCAACGUUAGGGCGCUGCACAAUAGGACAUUCAAUGGCGUCAAGUCCCUGAAAGUGUUGCACAUGGAGAAUAAUAAGUUGGGUGAACUGCGGGGCUUCGAGUUCGAUCAACUUGAGAACAUAAACGAGCUCUACUUGGACCACAAUGAAAUCGAACACGUGAGCAACAAUACGUUCCAGAACAUGCACAAGUUGGAAGUGCUGAAACUUGACGCCAAUAAAAUCGUCGACUUCACCCCUUGGCAGCUGGGGAGCGCCGACACAGACUCCCACUUGCGCGUAACUCUAGAUGGCAACAAGUGGUCAUGCGAUUGCAGCUCGAUAGCGCGUCUCGUUGUCUGGAUUCGGGAGACGGGGGGCGAUCCCUCGCGGAUGUUUUGUGCCGAAACCCCCGAAAGCGUGGCGGACGUGAUACACCGGUGCGACGAUAUGAACAAUGUGAUCGCCACGUCGGUAGUUCAGCGCGAUGUGAUGAAACACAGUCAACUCUUCGGCGGUAACUACGUGCCUCUCCUUGCGGCCACUCUCGUGGCAGUCAUCGUGGUGUGUUUGCUGGUCGCAGUCAUGUUCAUUUUCCGCCAAGAAGUCCGUCUGUGGGCCCAUUCCAAGUACGGCAUCCGCAUCUUCCAAGACACCAUGGUAUCCCACGGCAUGGACGACGAUCGAGACAAGCUCUAUGACUGUUACAUGGUCUACAGCCACAAAGAUGAUGACCUUGCCGCCAGGGUGAUAGCUCCGGAGUUAGAACAUUUCGGACACACCCUGUGUCUCCACUACCGAGACCUCCACCUCAUGGGUGGCGCUUCAUACCUUGCCGACGCCAUGGUAGGUGCUGCUGACGCUUCCAAGAGAAUCAUCUUCGUCGUUUCGCCCUUGCUGAUCUGCAACGAAUGGUCAAGGCCAGAGUUUCGAGCUGCACUCCAAACCGCUCUGCGGACGGCAUACCGCCACAAACUGGUAUGUGUGCUGAGUGGUGACCCUCUGGAGCCCAUGGAUCCGGAACUGAGGGCAUUGCUACGUGCCUGCUCCGUGACGAGAUGGGGAGAGAGGCGGUUCUGGGACAAGCUGCGCUUUGCCAUGCCUGACGUCAUAAAUAAUUCUGCUACCAGGCGGGGAAAGAAGCCAGCGGAGAUCCGGUGCAAGCCCAACCCCAGAUAUACGGCCCCGCCAUCUUCGCAGGACACAUGGUACAAGUAUCAGCCGAUGCCGGGAGUUCACGCUGCGACGAUGACGCCCACGCCGACUCAGAGUACUUACGUUUCUGGGGAAUCGGCCAGAAGUACGGAGGAUGAAGCUGGAUCGAGUUCCAGUAGCCAGCACUAUGGUUCGGAGCAGCUGAAUCACAGUUAUGUGUCCAUCGACGGGAGGCCGCCUCCCCAGUACUCCCAGUUUCCCCCCUGUAGGAGUGAGAUCCCGCAUCACGUAUACUCGACUAUUCCAGAUGCUUCGCCGCAAACUAGGACUUAUUUCGUUUAGUUCGAUGGUGAGGUAUUCAAUGAAUUUUCAAAGGCUGUUUUACUUAAGUAAUAAUCUCAUGAAUUUCCAUAUAGUCUCGAAUGUCACUAAAUGUUAAUUCUGUUAUUUGUAUAGUGAAUUUUGUAAAUGUUGUAAAUAUUUUAACGAAAGAUUAUUUAUUUGUAUUGUUCUAUUACUAUAUGAUAUAACGCUUAUUAGUCAUUAAUUUUAGGUCUCUUGUACAUACUUUUUUUCAUUUUGAUUAAGUGAAGA
Leptinotarsa decemlineata (Colorado potato beetle) is the source of this 4345-nucleotide messenger RNA. Its product is annotated as toll-like receptor Tollo. The record is from RefSeq and is a predicted model, not a curated record. Gene Ontology annotation, molecular function: protein binding. NCBI's taxonomy places the organism in Eukaryota, Metazoa, Arthropoda, Insecta, Coleoptera, Chrysomelidae. Gene Ontology annotation, biological process: signal transduction.